This is a messenger RNA of Parnassius apollo (apollo), 438 nucleotides long. NCBI's taxonomy places the organism in Eukaryota, Metazoa, Arthropoda, Insecta, Lepidoptera, Papilionidae. The record is from the annotation of a GenBank genome assembly.
AUGGCGGUGAGCCAGCGCUUGCUGCCUCUGCGCUGCGUCAUCUGCCGUGCCAAGAUGUUGCGACUGAGACAGGUGCCCCGGCUUGUCACCAGCAAGAGUUGGCAGGUAUCAAGUACCAACAGCAAGUCAUCAGGCGUGCCCGGCUCGGUGUCGAGAUACUCUGUGGGUGCACGUUCAGUGCCCGCCUCAGCCUCACUCUAUUCCAUCACCAGCGGUGAAUCUUCCCUCUCCGGAGUGUCUUCCGUUUCGUUGAACAGUGGUGGUAAUGUAAGCAGCAGCUGUACAACCAAGUUAUGUGGUGGAGCUAAAUGUGGUGGGGCUUGUCUUGGAGCUAUCCCCCGACCACCGUCAGGUUCUGCGCCGCCGAAGCUACGCCAGCCCGCUUCUAAUUCUUUACGACGUUCGCAUCAUCAUAGCAUGAAUGCUCGACUGCAAUAA